Molecule: messenger RNA, 1454 nt
Organism: Striga asiatica
Lineage: Eukaryota; Viridiplantae; Streptophyta; Magnoliopsida; Lamiales; Orobanchaceae
Source: the annotation of a GenBank genome assembly
UUUGGCAUUUGUGAUUCAAGGGCGAAAGCACUCGGUCUGUAGGAAACGGUAACAACUGCCGGAUUCAAGUCACCACUCUCAACAUCACACCCAAAAUCUGGUAGAAAAACCACUUCGCCUCAACGGGUCGGAUCCGCGAGCCCGAGGAUCCGGAUAUGGACGCGCUGCAGGAGUCGGGUUGGGAGGAGCUCCGGAAAGAAGCUCGGAAAAUCGAGGGCGAUCUAGAUGUCAAGCUGUCUUCGUAUGGGAAGCUCGGCGCUCGCUUCACCCAAGGAGGUCAUGUGGAUGCUAGUUCACCGACUUUAGGGUCGAGCAGGUCCUGGAAGUCUAUGGAAAUGGAGAUUGAAUCAUUGCUUGAGAAAUUACUUGAUGUAAAUGAUUCAUUGAGUCGAUGUGCUGCAUCUGCUUCUGCAACUACAUCAGUUACUCAAAAGCUUGCUAGACAUAGGGACAUACUGCAUGAGUUUACCCAGGAAUUUAAGCGUAUAAAGGGAAAUAUAAACUCAAUGUGGGAACAUGCAGAACUCCUUAGUUCCGUGAGAGAUGAUAUAAAUGAGUACAAGGCUUCUGGAAGUGUAUCUCCAAGAGUGCAAGUACUAAGGGAGAGAGCUGCGAUACAUGGAAGCAUAUCUCAUGUUGAUGAAGUAAUUAAUCAAGCUCAAGCAACUAGAGCAGCCUUGGGCUCCCAAAGGGCUAUGUUUGGAGACGUUCAAGGAAAAGUGAAGCUACUUGGUGACAAAUUUCCCAUCAUUCGUGGCCUACUUGGUUCUAUUAGAAGAAAAAGAUCAAGAGACACUCUCAUCCUUUCCGCAGUGAUUGCUGCCUGUACGCUUUUCCUUAUCAUAUAUUGGCUUUCUAAGUGAUCAAUUUUUUCAAUUUCUGUGUUUAAAUUAAGUGAGAGAAAAGAGGCAAUUCUAAUGGAUUUUCCAUGUGUGGUUAUUAGAAAUGAAAUUUGGUUUAAGGUUAUGGUUCCUAAUACACCAACUUAUGAUUUUCUUAUCCCCGACUUGUCUUUACUUUUAUAUAGAGGAGCAAUAUGCAUUUAUCGUACUUCACUGUAGAAAUACUCUGAAAUUACUCCAAGACAUGUUUUGUUACCAUGCAAAUCAAACCUUGCCUUAGGGUGUCAAUGUUUCUGGAUUUGGGGACCUUGAGGUUAGAAAAAAUGAUUCGCAAGUUUCGGGAAUUUGUGUAAAAUUAUAAGAAACUAUAGCUUCUCAUGGCUUCCUCUGAACUACUAAAGAAUUUGGAAUUCACUCUUGGGUACUGCUGUAGUUGGAUUCAUUCAUUUUGCUUUGGGAUUAGAGAAUUAUGAAUUUGGUGGAAGAAUUUGAGUUUGAGGUGAUUUGGAAUUACUCUUAACUAAGAUAAUCCAUUAUAUCAUGAGUUCAUCCACAAACACUCAAACAGUCCCAAAAACCUUUUCAUGUCAUGUGGACCUAUGGAUAAUGUGG